CACACUAUAGGUCUAGGAAAGACUCUCUCUCUUCAUGAUCUCCCCAUUCCUAAGUUUCCUUCUUUUUUGAGUGUUGGGUGGUGAGAAAAUCAACCUACAUUCACUGCUUCUAGUUUGCAGUUGACUGGCUUCUGCAUGAACCCCAUAAAUAGGUAGCCAUGGAGGGUCAUUUAUAUAUCUCAAACAGCUAGAGAUACAAAGUGGGUGUGUUCAUAGAGAAUAUAGUAAUCAAAAGAUUAUGCAUUUUCCCAUACAAAAAUACACAAGCGAAUAGUCACUUUCAGAAUGUCUUGGUUUUCCAUAAUAUUCAUUCUCUGUUUCACAUUUAUUGACCCUUCAGUGGCUGACCAUGGGAAGAAGGUUCCAUCUUCAUCUCCGUCUGCUGUUGUGGUUGGCACAGUUUUCUGUGACACUUGCUUCCAAGAAGAUUUCUCAAAGACUAGCCACUUCAUUUCAGGUGCAUCUGUUGUGGUAGAAUGCGGAGAUGGGAGCUUAAAACCAAGCUUCCAAAAGGAAGCCAAAACCAAUGAGCAUGGAGUUUUCAAAGUCCAUCUGCCCAUCUCAGUGAGCAAACAUGUCAGGAAAAUCAAGAGGUGUUCCGUGAGACUGAUCAGUAGCAGCGAGCCCUACUGUUCUGUGGCCUCCACAGCUACUUCAUCUUCACUCCGCCUCAAAUCAAGAAAGCAGGGAAUUCACAUAUUCUCAGCAGGGUUUUUCUCAUUCAAGCCUCUUAAACAACCGUAUCUGUGUAACCAGAAACCAAGCGUGGGAAACUCAAAGCAACUGGGUUCCAUAAAAUCUUUAUAUCCUCCUAAUGAUCCAAUCCAAUUCCCACCACCAAUUCAAACCCCAGACCUCCCACCCACAAAUCAGUACUAUUUCCCACCGCUUCCUCUACUUCCCACGCUUCCACCACUGCCACAACUCCCUCCUCUCCCACUCCUCCCUGGCCUACCAAAGUUUCCACCAAAACCCCAGUCCAAACUACCUCAAUCCUCCAUGAAUGCACCUCAACUGCUGAAUCAAAAACCAGCCCAUCCUGAGUUUUUCUUCCCUCCACUCAUACCAUCGCCUCCUCCGGCCUCCAUUGUUCCAUUGCCCCCCAACCCAUUUCAGCCUCCUCCCCUCCUUCCUCCCAACCCCUUUCAGCCUCCACCUCCAUUGAUUAACCUCCCACCCAUACCAGGCUUGACUCCCUCACCCCCACCACUAGCUUUCCCAUUUCCACUCCCUCCAUUCCCUUUCCCACCUCCACAUCGCUUUCCUAGAAUUCCACCAGCUUCUUCUUCAACAAACAAAGGAUCCCCAUGAUCAAACAGUUCCCAUAUUUGUACACUUCUCCUCUUAAUAAUUAUCUGUUGUCAAAUGUGGAUCACCCUUUUCCCCUUCUAUGAUAGUAAUCGUUUGCCCUCGAUUUCCAGAACAAUUGAUAAUAUUAUGCGUUGUGAGAAGGAUCAUAGGACACAAAAUAUUAUUGUACUUGGAAUAAUGUUGUAUUCUCUUCUUUCUUUC
This is a messenger RNA of Vitis riparia (riverbank grape), 1512 nucleotides long. Its product is annotated as proline-rich receptor-like protein kinase PERK9. Lineage: Eukaryota; Viridiplantae; Streptophyta; Magnoliopsida; Vitales; Vitaceae. The transcript has 2 exons. The record is from RefSeq and is a predicted model, not a curated record. Bases 286 to 1311 code for a protein of 341 amino acids.